Molecule: messenger RNA, 583 nt
Organism: Anopheles cruzii
Lineage: Eukaryota; Metazoa; Arthropoda; Insecta; Diptera; Culicidae
Exons: 2
Coding region: 99-557 (152 amino acids)
Source: RefSeq, a predicted model, not a curated record
CAAGAAAGUAAACAACACAUCUUACUCUUACUUUCUUCGUCUUACUUUCUCAUUACAACAUUAAGGAGGAUUUUCUCCUCCUUUGAAAGUGAAUAAAUAUGGCUUUGGUGAAAGUCUUCACCUUGUUCAACUCUUGUAAAAGCCCAAGCUUCAAAAAUGUCAUUUUAGCAUCAGCAAACUUUUCGAAAAGUGCUCAUUAUCGUAAGGUAGAGCAGACAAAUGAAGAAACAAGUAUACCACUGAAAUACUUUGGAAGCCAAGCUUCGCGAUGGACGGCACAGCGUAGUCGCAGUGGCCCCAAAAAACAAGACGUUCCGUGGUAUCAACUGUACGUAGUGAACUUCAGUGUAGCUAUUUUCCUCAUCUAUUUCUGCGUUCUACGAGAGGAAAACCAAAUUGAUCAAGAUUUGGGUCGAUCGUUGUUUGAACACGUACCCGGAUUAGAAGAAAAGCAGUUAAUUCUUAAUUAUCAUUAUAAUAAGAACAAUGGGAUACCAACAAUCGACAUUGAAAAACGAAUGGCAGAACUAAACAUUCAACUCGAAACAUCGAAUUAGUUGCGCAUUCAAAAAAUAGAAAUAAA